AUGAACAAAAAGAAAAAAAAAAACACACUCGGAGAACAGAAAAAAAAACCCACUGAAGGUGACCACAACUCUCGUUCAUCGCAGCCCUCUUCUCCGACGACGUUGUCGUCACCACCCGUAGCCGCCCGACUCGCCUUCUUCCCCGGCGCAUCUUCCCUCCUGUCUCUUAGCCUCUUUACUCGAUUCUUCCCCAAAAAGACCAUGUACAGGUGGCAUUCACAAGGGAAUACUAACAUAUUUGAUGCUUUCAAGUGUGUUCUCAAGGAUAGAUACAUGGAUCGGAUGAAGCAUAUCAGGAUUAAAUCUGAGGACAUGACGAUAAAUGAAGGGAAACCCGUCCCCCCAAGUCAUAGUACCUACUUCGAAGGAUGCAUAACUACCGCCAAAGCGCAUAAGUGGAGAAAGAAUUCAAAAAUUGCUCAGCAGAACUGCAAAGCCGCAAAUGCUAAUGGUUUUACAGCAAGACACAUCGCGGGUAGUAUAGGAUUUGAUGAGCACUGUAAACACUUAGAGGCAUAUCUACAAGGGUUGGUCAAAAAAUACGGAGAAGACCCUUCGAACCAUAAAGAUGAUACAGGGGUAUGGGAGGAAACCCAAAUUAAGAGAAAAGGAAAGAAGAAGGGUGAUAUCUAUGGCAUAGGAGCAUCAUAUAUACAUUUUCUGGUUUCUGGGAGUCCAUCUUCCGAAUCCACCCAAUCAGAUAGUACACAACAAGAGGUUGAUAGGUUGCAUGCACAAGUUUCUACCAUGGAACAACAACAACAACAAAUGAAAGAACAAAUGGAAAUGUAUAUGAGGAUGAUGAAUAUGUCUGGAAAUCAACCCCGUGCUCCCCCCAAUAAUCCACAUGAGGACAAUUGA
Messenger RNA from Lactuca saligna, 861 nucleotides. Lineage: Eukaryota; Viridiplantae; Streptophyta; Magnoliopsida; Asterales; Asteraceae. The record is from the annotation of a GenBank genome assembly.